Molecule: messenger RNA, 1746 nt
Organism: Paramecium tetraurelia
Lineage: Eukaryota; Ciliophora; Oligohymenophorea; Peniculida; Parameciidae
Exons: 13
Molecular function (GO): protein binding
Source: RefSeq, a predicted model, not a curated record
AUGUAAUCUCAUGAGUAUAUCAAUUUAAAGAAAUAAUUAAUAAUUAAUAUCAAGACAGAAGAAAAAAUCAAAGAGAACGAACUUCUCAAAGACAAUUAAAAGAAUGAUGAAUUAUAAAGGCGCAAAGGAAACCUCUUAAUAAAAUUAGGUAAAUAUGACGAAUAUUGGGAAUAUAUUGAUUAAGCAAUUGCAGUAAAUCCAAAAAACUAACUACUGAUUCUUCACAAAGGGAUUGCAUUAGCUCAGUUAAAAAAAUAUGAAUAGGCUUUUGAAUGUUUCAAUGAAGCAAAAAAAAUAGAUCCUACAAAUCAAGAAUUUCUAAUUCAGUUAGCGUAAUCACUAGAGGACUUUGAUGAAUUUGAUGGAGCUUAUAAAUUUUAUAAUGAAGCUCAGAAACUUGGUGACAAUGUAGAGAUGUUAAAUAUUAAUAAAGGUAAUUUUCAAUAGGAUUUAAUUUUAGCCUCUGCAUUAAUUAAUUUAAAGAGAUGUGAAGAAGCCAUUGAAUUGUGUGAUAAAGAACUUUCAAAUGCUACUUGUCAUAAACGUGCUUAUGCUACUAAGGCAAGGGCAUUAUAUGUAUCACUUAGAUAUGAAGAAGCUCUUGAAAUUUGUGAUAGGUUAAUUUAAAUGGAUGAAAAUUUUUAAUUGGCUUAUGAUAUCAAGGGUAAGUCUAGUAAAGUUUUAUAUCUUUUUUAGGAAGGACCUUAGCCUCAUUACAGCGACCUCAAGAAGCAAUCUAACAAUGUCUAAAAGCUAUUCGAUUAGAUUAGAAGAAAUAUAUACCUUAUGCUACCAUAGUUUACUUCAGCUGGAGCAUUAGUUUAAUUAAAACGUUAUGAAGAGGCGAUUGAAUUUGCUGAUAUUUCACUUAAGUUAAACCCAAGGGGAGAUAUAGCUCUCGGCAACAAAGGAAUGGCAUUAACUAAUUUAGAUAGACUAGAAGAAGCUGUUGAGUGUUUUGGUUAAGCCCUUUCAAUAACAAAAGAUCAUCCUAUUCUAAAUUAUUUAAUGGGAUCUACAUUAAUAAAUCUAGAUAGAGAAGAAGAAUCUAUUGAAUAUUUAGAUAGGGCUAUAAAAAGUAAUCCAAAAAAUUCUGAAAACCAUUUGAAAAAAGCAUAAUUGCUUUAGGAAUAGCAUUAUUUAGCUUAGGGAGAUAUGAAGAGUCAAUUGAGAUUUUUGACUUAUCAAUUGCUUUAAAUUCAAAUAAUCUUUAUGCAUUUUUUUACAAAGGAAAGUCUUUAUUUAAUUCAGGUAGAUUUAAAGGUGCAGUUUUAACUUUAAGUGAAGCCCUUAAACUCCAUUAAACAGAAUUUGGAAUAUGGAAUCUAAUGGGUAUAUUAUAAUUUGACUAACAAAUAAGGAAGAUCAUUACUAAACUUGCAUCUCUUUGACUAAUCGAUUAUAUAUUUGUUGAAAGCACACGAAUUAAACCCAUAGGAUGAAGUAGUUAUUUUUAACAUAGGUCUUUCAUUAGAACGUCUAAAUAAAAAUGAUGCCGCCAUUUUUUGGAUUAAUAAAGGUCUAAAGAUUAGUCCAGACACUCAUUAUGCAUUAGAUUUAAUGGGUCUAUAUUUUAAUCUUAUAAUUAUAGCAAAAACCUUAAUAAAAAUUGGGAAAUUUAAAGAAGCGAUAUUAUUUUCAUAAAAAGCUGUAAGUCUAGAUCCUAGUAACGAGGAGUAUUAAUAGAAUUAUUUGAAAGGUCUAUAUAUGUUGGAAUUGGAAUACGCAUCUAUGGAACACUAAUGA